Chaetomium fimeti is the source of this 1768-nucleotide messenger RNA. RefSeq names its product annexin-like protein. Lineage: Eukaryota; Fungi; Ascomycota; Sordariomycetes; Sordariales; Chaetomiaceae. The transcript is spliced from 4 exons. The record is from RefSeq and is a predicted model, not a curated record. Bases 248 to 1642 code for a protein of 464 amino acids. Gene Ontology annotation, molecular function: calcium-dependent phospholipid binding; calcium ion binding. Gene Ontology annotation, cellular component: cytoplasm.
UGGAUCAUCGAUUCGCAAGCCACAGCCCCAGUGGCUCGUCCGAAGAAACGUACUACUAUUUAUCACCUGUACUUUGGGCACACGAGUGCUGGGAGCUUCGUUGCAGUUACCAUUCAACUUCCCGUCCCGGGCGCACAGAAGACUGCCCCUCCCCCGCCUUUGCCGUGACGAAUUUGCGAAAACAACCACCAACUCCCCAAAGCCUCCGAGAGAGUAACUUACGCCGCGUACAACGCGUUUCCCCGAGAUGUCUUAUCCCGGGUACCCACCUUAUGGUCAGCCGCCUCCCCAGGGCUACGGGCAACCACCUCCUCCCCAGCAGUACGGCGCGCCUCCACCGCCCGCCCAAGGUCAAUACUACCAACAAUCUCCUCAACCUCCCCAGGGCUACGGGCAACCACCCCCUCCUCAGCAAUACGGUGCGCCAUCCCCCCAGCCGCCGUAUGGAGCCCCGCCUCCUGCUCAACCCUACGGCGCUGCACUUCCACCCGGCCAAUACUACCCGCCGGCACAGCAAGGAGCUUACGGCGCGCCACCGCCGCCGCCUCAGCAACCAUACGGUGCGCAGCAAGGAUACGGGCAACCCCCGCCCCAGCAACCCUACGGCCAGCAGCCGUAUGGCCAGCCCCCUCCUCAGCAAUAUCAGCCGUACGGGCAACAGUAUCCGCCGACACCUCCAUCCGCCGGCUACGGCCCACCCCAAAUCAUUGCUUGGAAUGGAGAUGAGGACGCACGCGCUUUGAGGUCGGCCAUGAAGGGUUUUGGCACGGACGAGAAGGCGCUGACCCGGAUACUGGCGACCAAGGACCCCUUGCAGGUCAACACGAUGUGUGACGCCUACUCGCGCCUCCACCGGCGCGAUCUCGUGGCCGACAUCAAGAGCGAAACGAGCAGCUGGUUUGAAGCCGGGCUAGUCGCUCUCGCCCGCGGCCCGCUCUUGAACGAUGUCCAUCUCCUCCGCGAGGCCAUGUCCGGGAUUGGGACCAAGGAGAAGGCGCUCAACGACGUCCUUCUGAGCCGGUCCAACGCCGACAUGAACGCUAUCAAAGGCGAGUAUCACCGCGUCUUCCACCGCCGACUCGAGGAUGACGUGAGGGGUGACCUGAGCAUGAAGACGGAGAGGCAUUUCAUGAUUGUGCUCCAGGCUCAGCGGGCCGAGGACACUGCGCCCAUUGUGAAGGCCGAUAUUGACCGCGAUGUCAACGAUCUGUACAACGCGACCGAGGCCAAGAUGGGGACCGACGAGAUGAAGGUGUGCAGCAUCUUGACAACGAGAAACGACAACCAGCUCCGUGCCAUUGCGUACGAGUAUCAACAGAAGUUUGCGCGAAACCUGGAGGACGUCCUUCGCAAGGAAUUCUCUGGACACAUGGAGGACGCUCUCCUAUUCCAGCUGCGCAACGGCGUCGACAAGUACAUGCACCAGGCAACGCUCCUCGAGGAUGCGAUGGCUGGCGCCGGCACCAAGGAUUAUCUCCUGGUUAGCCGUGUUGUUCGCUUCCACUGGGAUCGGAACCACAUGGCCAACGUCCGCGGAGCGUACGAGAAGCGGUAUCAUCGCAACCUGGCUAGCAGGAUCAAGGGGGAGACGAGCGGUGACUACGAGCGGCUGAUGCUUGCAUGCAUCGGGGAACGUGUCUAGACGGAGAGAGGGUUGGUGUUUUGUUGUGGAUCCUGCCUUCGGUCAUGCCUCGUGCCUCUUGGUCGGGAGGUCGUGUCACUGUAUUAAUACCAGGAGCGAUAUAUCUUACCCCACGGACUAAUGACA